This is a messenger RNA of Schistosoma haematobium, 12172 nucleotides long. RefSeq names its product Acid sphingomyelinase-like phosphodiesterase 3b. Lineage: Eukaryota; Metazoa; Platyhelminthes; Trematoda; Strigeidida; Schistosomatidae. The transcript is spliced from 9 exons. Bases 115 to 3981 code for a protein of 1288 amino acids. The record is from RefSeq and is a predicted model, not a curated record.
AUGUCCGAAGUGAGCGCUACGUUACUAUUUGAAAAGGCCUAUGGAGUCCAUCGCCUAUCUGGGUUUUAUAUUUUAUAAAUUUCUGCUCACGAAGCAGAACAACAUACUUUGGUUAUGUUGCACCUGAGUACUGUGGCUGUUACAGUAUUUUUACUUGUGACUGCUACCAGACAAGAUGAUGACAUUGGUUACUUUUGGCAUUUAAGUGAUAUCCACUGUGAUUUAAAAUAUAUAAAUAAAUCAUGUAAUCUUCCAUAUGGUAAUUAUUCUUGUGAUUCUCCACUCAAACUUGCUUUAAAUGCAAUCAAUGCAACUAGAAUGUUAUUUGCUAAAACACCGGAUUUUGUUAUUUGGAGCGGUGAUAAUGGGCCACAUGAUGACAGUUUGACAUCCGAUCAACUUUUGGAUGGCAUCCGGUUAAUAAGUAAAGCGUUGAAACAAUCAUUUCCAGUGGAUGAAGUUUACAUUCUACCUGUAUUAGGUAAUCAUGAUGUUGUGCCUGCAAAUACUAUGGAAAUUACACCACAAAGUCGUUCACGUUUUGACUUGUGUCACAAACUUGGUAAUGAUGUAGAUUUAUGGGGUGAAUGGAUUAAUCAUCGACAAAAGAAACAUUCAUCAUCAUCAUCAUCACGUCCCUCUUCUUCUUCCUUCUUCUCAUCAGAAAAUUCAUUCGACUUUCCAAUGGCUAAUUUCUCACAAACUUGUUUCUUCUCACAUUAUCUUGUAUAUAAUACUGCUUCCAACAAUCAUUUUAAUACUGAUAAAAACAAUCAUAACUCUGAAAUUGCUCAUCAACCUAAUUUACUUCUAAUCAGUUUAAAUGGUCUAAUCUGGUAUCAAGGGAAUAUAUUAGCUGGUACUAAUGAUCCAGAUCCAUUGGGUCAAUUAAAUUGGCUUCGAAAAACAUUUGAAUGGGCAAGAAAACGAAAGGAUAAAGUUUUACUUGUUAGUCAUUUCCCUCCGGGUGCUUCAGAAAAUGCUCCACAAUGGUAUCAAUUUCUUCGUCCAGAAAUCAAUGAUCAAUUUGUGAAUAUAUUAAUUGAUAAUGCAGAUUUAUUAAUGACUGGAUUAUUCGCUCAUGAACAUGUGGAUAGUUUUCGAUUAUUAGUAUCUAAAUCAAAUGUACCAUUAGCAUCUUUAUUUCUUAUGCCUUCCAUUUCUCCAUUAAUGUUACAUGGAUUAGGUGAUUUUAAUCCACGUAUUCGAUUAUAUCGAUUUAAACGUUCCACAAUGACUCUAUUAGGUUAUUCACAAUAUUAUUUUAAUUUACAAAAUCAAUUAUUCAAUUCUGAUCCAUUCAAUUAUUGGCAAUUAGAAUAUGAUACAAUGGAUACAUAUCAUUUAACUGAUUUAUCUGCAAAUUCAUUCAAUCUAUUAUGGUAUAAUUUCUCUAAAGAAGAUAAUCAUUAUUGGUCAAAAUAUUGGAAUUAUGAAUUAGGCGGUCGACCACAUGUAUUCAAACCAAAUUAUCUUACAGAGAAUGGUCUUUGUCCACGAGCUAAAUCCCAAUGUCGAUGUGAUCAUUUAUGUGCUAUACGAUUUUUGAUUAUAUCCGAUUUAACUAAUUGUCUUCAAUUAUGUAAAGAUAUAAAAUAUAUUCAAGACAAUGAAUUAGCUGACAAUGGUGGUGAUAAUAGUCUUCAACAUCCAAUGUUUGCUGAUGUCGAUGCUGCUGUUGCUCCUGAUUAUCCUAAUAAAAAUAGCACCUAUUUAAAUCAUUCAAUUAACAAUCAAACAAGUAUUACAAAUUCUAAUGAACGUAGUAGUCUACCAUAUAUUAUUGGUGUGAUUGUUGCCUUUUUAGUGGUAUUAGUCGGUAUUGUUUUAAUUGUUAAUCGUGAAGUAUGUAAUCGACAUAGAGUUUAUCAUCAGCGUACAUCAUUACUGGCUAGUGUAAUCGGUAUCAAUGGAACUAAUCCUGGAAGUAUUGGUGGAAAUGGUCUAUUUUUAAAUACAAUCAAUGGUGCAUUACCCAGCUCUUCAUUUCUUCAUGGAUCAUGUUCAGUUGCUAAAGAUAACGAUCAUUGUACCGGUGGUUCGUGUAUUGAAUUGCGUACAGCUUUUCAUCCAUCUUAUGAUGAUUUCUAUUCGGAAUAUCUUAAUAAAUCUGUCACAUCUUUAAAUGCAAUCACAUUCUCCAACGGUACUACUACUACUACUAAUAAUAAUAAUAAUCAUAAAGAAUCAGAUCGAAUGAUGAAUCAAUACAAUGUAGAGAAUUCCUUUACUCCAUUGGAGCAUAAUGAUACAAUCCUGUCACCAUCUCAUAUGAUUUCCUACUAUGAAAAUCCUAGUGAUAAUAGUAGGAGUAGUAGUAAUAAUAAUAAUAAUAACAACCAAAGCAUAAAACAAAAGUAUAUUAGUAAACGAUAUUCCCUACCGAAUUAUGCUUAUUUUAAAAAAUAUCUAUCUAGUCAUAUUAAUCCAACUGGUCGAAUGGUGUAUGUAGUGAAUCAACUAUUUGAUCGUUGUGGACACACUAGUAGUCGGGUAAGUCAUGUACACAAUAAUGAUACUGUUAAUAAUAAUAAUAAUAAUAGUAAUAAUAUGAAUGUAAACACUACUAAUACUAACAUUGGUAAUUGUAAUAAUACUGAACAAUAUGUGUUGAAUAAAAUCUCAUCAACUGAUGAGAAAAGUUAUACAACAUCUGAAAGAUCAUCCAAUAGUCAACAUACACAAUCACAAAACAUUUAUCAUCAUUAUCGUCAAAACAACAGUUGCCUUCCUGAAGAUUAUUAUGCUGAUGAUGAAGCGUUCGGUGAUGAAGACUAUAAUGAUCUUCAUCAUAAUACUCAUGUUUAUUAUCAUUCACAGAAAGAUCAGAACAACAAAACAAAUAAUAUCUGUACUGAUACAGUUGCUGAUAGGGAUAAUCAUCAAGAUCAAAGAGAAUUAUCAAUAUUAUCACAAACUGGUUAUCAUCAAUUAACUAGUAAUAAAAAGCCUAAAUUGAAUCAAAUAAAAAAACAAUUCAGUUCUCAUCGAAGUCAUCAUUAUCAUCAUCCUCCUCCUCCUCCUCCUCCUCAUCAUCAUCAUCAUGAACAACAUCAACAUGAUGAUGAUGAUAAUGUUCAUCGUAAAAGUAGUACCAAUGAUGAAGAUCAUGAUUCAAUGAAUGAUCAUCUUUUUCAUUAUGAUCAAGAAUCAAAACUUCUUAAUAAUAAUAAUAAUAAUCAUAAUCAUAAUAAUGUUCAUAUUGGUAGAAGAAAAUAUUUCAAAGAUCAUAAAUUCACAUUUUGUCGUACAAAAUCAACUAAUCCAAAUGAUUCAUUCAAUAAACAUCAUGUUAUCAAUCAUUCAUCAUUUUCAUCAUCUUAUUCUUCACCUUUAAAAUCAUCUCAUUCUAUAGUACAUAGUCAAUCAUUAAUUCUAAAUGAAAUAAAUCCUAAUACUACUAAAGACAAUACUACUUUAUGUAGUAUUAGUAGUAGUAGUGGUAGAAAACAUAAAUCUAAACAUAAUCUACAUAAUAUAUCAACAUCUUCAUUGACAUGUUUACCAAAUGAAUUAGAUAUUCAUUUAAACAAUAAAAUGAAAAUGAUUCAACAACAAAAUUUUGAUCAUCAUCAUCAUCAUCAUGAUGAUCUAUAUCAACAGUCACAUUCAAGUUAUACAUCACCGUCUAAAUAUCGACCACAAUUUUCAUUAUCAUCAAUACCAUUAUCGAGAACACCAAAACAUAAUCACGAUCAUGAUCGCGAUCAUGAUCAUCAUGAUCAUCACUUGUAUCCGGAUCAACAUACUCUUAUUUCAUUUUCAUUACCAAAUCAAACGGAUCAAAAUUUAUCAUUGAAUUUAGAUCAUUUAAAUAGAAAUAAUGAUGGAUUACAACAUGAUGAUAUGAAUGAUAGAAAUCAUUUAAGUAGUAAUAAUAAUAAUGAUAACAUUAUCUCUUUGAAGAAUUUCCCCUCAACUACAAAAAAUGUAUCCAUUGUAAAUAUACCUAAAUGUGAUUAUGUUCGAUUGUCUAGUUAAUUAUUCGUUUUUUGGCCUAUUGUAUUUGUUUAUCUAUGUAAAUAUAAUUUAUCUUUUAUUGUUUCUCACUCUGUUCACCCCCACCCCUUUCUAUCUCUCCCUCUUGUUCUCGUUCUCGGUCUCAUUCUCCCUUUCUUUGAAUAUUAAUAUGAUAUAUUGAUGAGUCAUUUGAAGAAGAAAAAAAAACGCACAAAUUUACACAUGAUAAAUGAUUUGUGUUUUGAGGGAUGGGGGUUUUUGUGUGUGUGUGUGUGCGUGUGCGUGUGUUAUGUUGAAUAUGAAAUCCUUUGAAAGGUAUUUACACCUUUUUAUUUAUCCAUUUUUUUUGUUUGUUUGGCAUCUGUUUUGUUCAAAUGUUAGUCUUGUCGUCAAAACAAAAAAGAAAAUACACAACUAUUUAAUAUAAUCUUUCUAUGUUAUAUGGAUGCGUAUGCAUAAUGCUUAUUCUCAAUGAAUUCACCUCCCCUUCCAUACUCCCCCGUCUCCAUCAUGACAACUAUACAUUUAUGUACUCAUUUCUUUCUUUUUUUUCUUUCAAUCCUAUUUGAAGAGAAAGGGAAAGUAUUUUUACUCCAUCUAGUCUGUUGAUUAAUAUAAGAGAAUGUAAUUAUGGUAAUGAUAGUUAUUCAUUUAUGGAUAUUAUUGUAUCCAUGUAAUGAAUUAGUUCGGUUAUUCAGGUAGUUUUGAUUACAAAUAAUUUACAAUUAUUAUCAAUGAUAUUUUAAUUUAAUUUUGUUGAUUAUUAAAAACUGAUUGCUCAUUGUAGGCUUUUUUUCAUUCCUUUCUUCUUUCCUUCUUUCUUUCCCUCUUUCUUUCCUUCUUUCCUUCCUUCCUUCCUUCUUUCUUUCUUUCUUUCUUUCUUUCCUUCCUCCCUUACUUCCUUUUUUUCUUUCUUUCUUCGUCUUCUUUUAUCCAAAAUAAAAUCCAAUCAGUGUUAUGUGUAUAUUGUAGGUGUACUUAUAAUGAUUUCAUUUUUAUACUGAUCCUCUUUAUUGUAUUCCCUUGUUGUUGGCCUGAUUUUUCUCAACUUCUAUACUAUGUGUAAUUUAAUUAGGCGAUUGGGAUUAUGUUCAAGUCAACUUUCAUUCAUAUAACAUACAAUAAUAUUAAUAAUGAACAAGUAGAAUAAAACAAUCUAUUUGUACAUAUAUCUAUAUAUUUAAUGUUAUUCUAUGUUUUUGAAAGUGAAAUGUGUUGUUUUUAGAUCAUGAUCUCAGCACAGAUACAGAAGGCUCGACUAGCUUUUGCCAACUUGAGUCAUUUAUGGCGUAGGCGAGAUAUCCGUCUACAAAUCAAAGGACGGGCUUACUGCGCAUCAGUUCGUUCCGUCCUACUUUAUGGCAGUGAAACAUGGCCGGUAAGAGUAGAGGAUAUUCGUAGGUUACUAGUUUUCGAUCAUAGGUGUCUUCGAAGCAUUGCUCGUAUAUCCCGGGACCACCGAGUAAGGAAUGCAGUUGUGAGGAAAUGGGUACUAGGUAAGCAUGGCGAAUGGAUUGAUGAAGUUUAGAUGACUGGGACACGUGUUACGUAUGCCCAACCACCGACUACCUCGACGUGCGAUGUUCAGUGGUAUAGAAGUAGAUUGGAAGAAAGCUAGGGACAGUCAGACCAAAACAUGGCACAAAUCCAUGAAGUCACUGACAAGUGAACUGAGUCAUGUUGGUAGGUGUAGACUAUCUGGUUGGGGACCACGAGAUGAUAGCAACCGAUGGUUAGAGACCUUGAAUGACAUGGCUGAAAAUCGUUUGCGAUGGCGCAGGUGCAGGUCCACACUUUGUGUUCUCCCAAAUUCUAAUCUUUUGGAUUCUUCGUGCCCCUUGAUUUUCGCUUUCCAAAUUUAUUUAACCGUAUUAUACUCGUUGAAUAACAUCUUUAAACCCUAAUGUUUCCGAUUACUGCUUACACUCUUACUACCUCUACCACUACGGGAUUUGAAUCGACAAUGAUAUCUCUUGGCUAAUGUGAUAUUUCAACUCGAACUGAUGUACGUACGUAAGUAGUUCUACGUUGUUACUGACUGACUGACCAACUACUUUAAUAUUUUCUAGUCUCCAACGACUACAAUGAAGACGCUAAAGAUCAAUUCUACAAUAGGCUGCAGUCAAUCGGCGAGAAGUGUCCAACAAAGGACCUGACUAUUCUGAUGGGAGAUUUCAAUGCCAAGGUUGGAACGGACAACACUGGAUAUGAAGAUAGCAUGGGAGGACACGGACUGGGAGAAAGGAAGGAAAAUGGUGAGAGAUUUGCAAACGUAUGUGCCUUCAAUAAACUGGUCAUAGGCGGCACCAUAUUCCCACAUAAACGCAUUCACAAAACCACAUGGACUUCACCGGAUCACUCUACACAAAACCAAAUCGACCAUAUCUGCAUGAACAAAAUGUUCAGGAGGACGAUGGAAGACGUGCCUACCAAGAGAGGAGCUGAUAUAGCAUCAGACCAUCACUUGCUGGUCGCCAAGAUGAAAUUGAAACUGAAGAAGUACUGGACAAGGGGAUGGACAAUAAUACAAAGGUUUAAUACGGCCUUUCUUCGGGAUACUAACAAUCUCAACGAAUUCAAGAUAGUCCUCAGCAAUAAGUUCCAGUGCUUUCAUAAUCUACUCAAUGGAGAAGGAACUACUAUGGAGAGCAACUAGAAGGGGAUCAAAGAGGCAAUCUCUUCAACAUGUCAUGAAUUCCUGGGUCACAAGAAGCACCAUCACAAGGAAUGGAUCACUGUUGAUACACUGGAUAAGAUUCAAGAAAGAAGGAACAAGAAGGCAGCAAUGAAUACCAGUCGAACAAGAGCAGAAAAAGCCAAGGCACAAGCUGAAUACAAAGAAGUAAACAAGCAAGUGAAGACGAGCAUCAGAACCGACAAACGUAAAUAUGUGGAAGAUUUAGCAACGGAGGCGGAAAAGACUGCAAGAGAAGGAAAUAUGUGACAACUGUAUGACACGACAAAGAAACUCUGGAAAUCGCCGCAAAGCAGAACGACCAGUGAAAAGCAAGGAAGGCGAGGUAAUCACCAACAUUGAAGAACGGCGAGAAAGGUGGGUAGAACACUUCAAAGAACUCUAGAAUCGAUCAGCUCCACUGAACCCACCCAACAUCGAAGCAGCACUCACGGACAUCCCAAUCGAUGUUGGCCCACCAACAAUUGAAGAAAUCAUCAUAGCCAUUAGACAAAUCAAGAGUGGCAAAGCAGGCGGACCAUUCAACAUUCCAGCAGAGGCACUUAAAGCAGACGUAUCAUUCACUGCAAGGAUACUCCACAUCCUCUUUAGCAAGAUUUGGGAUGAGGAACAAGUACGAGAAGACUGGAAAGAAGGACUUUGAUCAAAAUACCGAAGAAAGGCGAUCUCAGCAAGUGUGAUAACUACAGGGGCAUCACUCUCCUCUCAAUACCAGGAAUAGUCUUCAACAGGGUAUUGUUAAACAAGAUGAAGGAUUGCGUAGACGUCCAACUUCGAGACCAAGAGGCAGAAUUCUGUAAGGAUCAAUCGUGUACAGACCAAGCUUCUUCGACACUACGGCGUGCCUGAGAAGAUAGUCAAUAUCGUAAAGAAUUCAUAUGAUGGAUUAAACUGCAAAAUCGUGCAUGGAGGACAGUUGACACAGUCGUUCGAAGUGAAGACCGGUGUUAGGCAAGGUUGCUUACUGUCACCGUUUCUCUUUCUCCUGGUGAUCGACUGGAUCAUGAAGACGUCAACAUGUGAAGGGGAGCACGGGAUACAAUGGACAUCUAGAAUGCAGUUGGACGAUCUAGACUUCGCAGAUGAUCUGGCUCUUCUGUCGCAAACGCAAGAGAAGACGAACAGUGUGGCAGCAGCCUCAGCAUUAGUAGGUCUCAAUAUACACAGAGGGAAAAGCAGGAUUCUCCGAUACAACACAACAUGCACCAAUCCAAUCACAAUUGACGGUGAAGAUUUAGAAGAUGUGAAAACCUUUACAUAUUUGGGCAGCAUCAUUGAUGAAUAUGGUGGAUGUGAUGCAGAUGUGAAGGCGCGAAUGGGCAAAUCAAGAACAGCAUAUUUACAGCCGAAGAACGUCUGGAACUGAAAACAACUCUUUGUCAACCAACACCAAGAUCAGGAUUUUCAAUACAAAUGUCAAGACAGUUCUACAGUAUGGAGCGGAAACCUGGAGAACUACGAAAGCCAUUAUCCAGAAUAUACAGGUGUUUAUUAACAGUUGUCUACGCAAAAUACUUCAGACCCGUUGGCCGGACACUAUCAGCAACACCGUACUGUGGUAGAGAACAAACCAGAUCCCAGGGGGAAAGAAAUCAGGACGAUGAUGCACUGGAAGUGUAUAGGACACACAUUGAGGAAAGCACCCGACUGCGUCAGAAGACAAUCCCUCACAUGGAAUCCUCAAGGCCAAAUGAGAAGAGGAAGACCGAAGAACUUAUUACAACGAAAGAUGGAGACAGACAUGAGAAGAGUGAACAACGAUUGGACAGAACUAGAAAGGAAAGCCCAAGCGAGAAUGAGUUGGAGACUGUUGGUCGGUGGUCUAUGCUUCAUUGUGUGUAGCAUGCAGUUACUGAUGAUUCCAAGCCUGAGUAAAAGAGAGGGAGUGGGCAUGGAGUAAGCAAUCCCAUAUCACAGAAACAACAUUGCUAAAACAACGCUAACACUGCGUUGAGAAUUGGAAGUAGACAUGAGGAGGAUGAAUAGCAAGUGGAAACGAGUGCCUAGGACAGAGUUUGAUCCAAAGUGCUGUUGAGCGGCCAAUGCUCCUUCAUGAGAGGGAACAGGCGUAAGUUAAUAAGCACAUCAUAAUGUCGAAGAAGCCUUCAUAGUAUUGUCCUGUCCACCCUAUCAAAUGCUAUCUCAUGGUCAAUGAAAUUGAUGUCGAGUGGUGAAUUCCAUUCAGUUGAUUGUUCUACAAUGAUCCAUAGUGUUACAAUUUGGUUGGUACACGAUUGAUCCUUAUAGAAUCCUGUCUGUUGGUCUCGAAGUUGGGCAUCUACGGAGUCCUUUAUUCUGUUUAACAAUACCCUAUUGAAAACGUUUCCCAAUAUUGAGAGAAAUGGUCAAACUGUGUUUUAAACUUCAAAUGAUACUGAUAGAAAUUGAUCAGGAACAGAAAUGAUCAACAUUCAAUAAAAUGGACUUGUCUGCCCAUCAAUUACAGGGAUAUUUCCUUGUUUUUACAAAGCUUCCAUCAACAGUGGGGUCGUGGAUGAAUUUUGUUGAGUCCCAUACCAAUGGCUAUCAAGUGAUUAUCAAACGGAAAUCAGUUCAUGAUGCAAACUAUGAAUAGUACUUCAUAGACUUUUCAAUUUCUUUAUUGAACAUAUUUCUGUCGAUCAUUUACAUAAAGUAAAUGCUUAAUUCCAAUUGUUGGGAUCAUGAUUCAAUUGAAGAUAGAUCACCAUGAAGAAACUGGAAGCACUGGACGACCGUUUCGUCCUGUUGUGGGAGCCCUCAGCAGUGCGCAUCCACGAUUCCGCCUCCUGCGAGGGUCAAACCUACGACCUAUCAGUCUUGCGCGCGUGCGUGCUCAACCAUCAGACCACUGAGCCGGCAGGCAUCCAACGGUGUUAAUAUCCAACUUCAACUAAUCCACGAAAUUGAGCGACACAUUGACCUUUUUCAUCAGUGAGUUAUUAUCUCACGACAGACCCGGAUGAACUCUACUGGUCACCGCUUCUCAUUAGAACUUCAGGAUACACCUCUUGAAGCCAGUCACUAGUGAGCAUAUGUUGAUUUAUAUCGAAGGGAGGUUUUGUAGAUAUUAUAGUAACUUCAAUGGUUAAGAUCAUAAGUCAGUUGAAGCUAGACCACCAUGUCGAUCAUUUACGCGAAGUAAAUGCUUGAUUGUUUGAUUUCUUAGUUACGUUUGUAGCAUUGUUAACUAGACAAAUAUAUUUAUUGAUUCGUAAAACAAUCAUCUUAUGUAACGAAUGAUGAGUUAUAAGUAUCCUGAUAAUGUAACAAUCUAAUUGAAUAUUGGGAUUGUUCUAAUUCAUCUAUUUGAAUUGUACAUCUGCUAUAUAUAUAACUGUCGUCUGUUCACUUGGUGUUGUUUUAUUUGUAUCUUUGCAUUGUUAUUUAGGACUGUAAUUGAUCAGUCUGUUUUUGGAAUAUAUACAUCCUGUGCGGACUGCAGGUGAAACUUACGUCUUGGAUUCCACUGUUAGCUACUAUUCAUCUUUGUCAUCCGUUGUUUAAAUUAAUUAAGUAAUCAGUGCUUCAGUAUGGAACUCUUCAAAUAUCCAAAUCUAGUGAUUUUGGUCUUACAUGCUAACACUUAACCUUCAGAUCACUAAGCCGAAAUGCAUCAGUAUUAAUGUCUAACUUCAUUCAAUCCAUGAUAUUGGAUGACCAUCUUUCUUAGGUACUCUGUGUGUAACUGCUUCAAAUCCGAUUUAGCUUAGCUCCAUUGGUUACGCUGUAGUGGCUUUGCUUUGUUAAUCAAUCACAUCGAUAACCGUUAUAAUAUAAGUCUCAACAGCGUUUGAAAUCAGAAGGUAGUGAGAAGUGGCAACUACAGUUUAUCAGCGGAUAGCGCAGAUUACAAAUCUAUCAGCGUAUCGAGCGAAUUUGAAGCGGAUAGGCGAAUAAGUAUAUGCGAGCAAUCGCGUAGGCAAAUGUAUAGUCAAAUCGCAUAAGGGCUCAGCAAGUCAAAGCAACAGCUAAUAAUAGGAUUUGAGUACGUAUAAACAUGGGAAGGAGGAUGAAUUAUAGAGUGAUAUUUAAACGAUCAACAUUUUAGCUGGGGUUUGCCAUGUGAUCUAGUGAUCAUAACGGUAUGAACAAAUAGAUGAAUUGUUACUAUUCAAUAAACGUUGUCUGUUAACUAAGUUAAUGAAAGGGCUCAACUAAAAUUAACCAUAAUAAAAAUUGAUUGUAGGGUAGUUGCUAUUAAUACUGUUAGAUGUUUGCUCAGUGAUCUACUAGUAUAGUGUUCGUAUGCGAGGUAGAAGUUACUAGAUUUGAUUCUCGCGUGCGGACUCGUGGAUGUACAUUGUUGAGAAUUCUCAAACUAAGAAAAAAUGUCUAUCCAGUGCUUUCAUGUUGAUUGAGGUCUGAUUUAGAUCGGUUCACGAUUUUGAAGAAAUGUGUAAGUUAUUCAUGGCAUUUCGAGCUGAUGUCGAACAUCCACGUAUUCAUGAAUGUCUUUUUUAUCACGAAACGUGAAGUAUUUAUUUAUUUUUAUGAUGUACAUUACUGAGUAAUAUCAAUCAGACAACUACUGAAGCUAGGAAUCCUUAGAUUACUGUUUCACAUAUUACGAGACCCCUUCAGAAGUGGGUAAUCAUGUCCUCACCUUGGACUGAGCUCAAGAUCUUUAGUCUCUCGACUAGAGAUUAACCUCUAGAUCAGAUUUUUCAUCUGACCUGAUCACAUUCAAAUUUGUACAAGUUAGAUCUGUGGCUUGAGGUUUAUGUUACUCAUUUUUAAACUCUACCUAUCACAACUUUCACUUUGUUUUAUGCUUUUGAAAUUCCUUUUAUCAUUAAGCCUAAGAUAUUGUUUAGGCUCUUUUAAUCUAUACUUUGAUACUUUCCUCUUACUGUGUUGACACAAGAUGUGUAAACUUAAAACAAUAUCAAGCAUUUUGUUGUUUAUAAUCUGUUAUAUCUGGUCAUCGCUGAUUGUUGUGUCGGGUAUAAGUGAUCAGCGUUUUUUCCAACACAAAAAUCAGCAACGACCAGAUAUAACAUCGUUUUGACGUAUAGUGUUAGAUUACUGGCGCUGAUACGUAAUAUUCCUAUGUACUUCAGUGGAGAUGAUAGUAAGGAAGGAAGCUUAUUGACCAAACGAAUCAACUUCUAGGUGUACUCAUUGUCAAGAGGCGAUAAUACUAUUUAUCUUGUUAUUACAUGUUAGUUUUUUAUUUAGAUGGUAGUAGCAAUGAUAUUUCCUUAAUUCAUAUUUCCACAAUUCUAUCCUCUGUUACGUGAUCGAUUUACAUUACUCUUAGUUCGCUAACUUUGGUAUGUGCCGCAAGAUCUUUCAAUGUUACCAAAGAACAGAGUUAUACUGAAGGUCUCGAUUCUGCUUUUAUUGGUGUGUGGAUUACUAUUAUUAAGAUUUUGUUGUAUGACAAACGUCUGAUAUGUUGAUUCGUAUCAGAAGCGUCAAUGCGAGUCCCAGAGUGGACAUCAUCUUUGAGAUGCAGGUACAUUCAGCUGGCGAGUUCUAAAUAGGACGAGACGCGAGUCCUGGAUCUCACUGCUAGCCACUAUCCAUCUCUGC